This is a messenger RNA of Cervus elaphus (red deer), 614 nucleotides long. Its product is annotated as translation initiation factor IF-2-like. Lineage: Eukaryota; Metazoa; Chordata; Mammalia; Artiodactyla; Cervidae. The coding region runs from base 1 to 567 and encodes 188 amino acids. The record is from RefSeq and is a predicted model, not a curated record. The transcript is spliced from 3 exons.
AUGCCGGCCCAGCCGCGCGGCGAUCGCCGACCUCCCCGCGUGGCCCUGGAGUCGCCCUACAGCCCGGCCCCCAGCAGAAGCAGCCCUGCGCCUUUAAGAGCCGCUGGGUUUACCUUUGCUCCGUUUCCCCGGCGCCGCGCUGCCCCCUCCUCCCGGGCCGCCCGGCCGGCCGCCGCGAGUGGCCCGCGGGACUCACCGCGCGUGUCCUGGGGGCCGCGGCGCGCCGGCUCCCGCCCGCGACCGCCGAGGGGCCGGGCCCUGCGCCCUGCUGGGGUCCCUGCCCGCGCUCGGAGCGGCGGCCGCUGCUCGGGAAAGGACCCUUCUCCAGCGGCUGGUCUGACAUGGCUGCUACCUUUCGGAGUCCUCAGACUGAGAUCUUGGGGCCUCUUCAUGGGAUGGAGGGACCUGGAAACUUUCCCCUUCAGUAUGGAUUUUUCAGACAAGCAGCAAGCAUGGUGUGUGCACUCAGGUGGGGAAGAGGAAGCGACCUCUCUGAGGGGCCCACUGAGGCUGACCUGGUUGGGAUGUGUGUCUCUGUGCUGCCACCUCCUGGCCAUAAAGGGUUAAGACAGGCCCUGCGCGAGUUCCUCAGGCUUCUUCCCUUCGGAGGCAUC